This is a messenger RNA of Halichondria panicea, 661 nucleotides long. Its product is annotated as 5-hydroxyisourate hydrolase-like. The record is from RefSeq and is a predicted model, not a curated record. NCBI's taxonomy places the organism in Eukaryota, Metazoa, Porifera, Demospongiae, Suberitida, Halichondriidae. Gene Ontology annotation, biological process: purine nucleobase metabolic process. The transcript is spliced from 4 exons. Gene Ontology annotation, molecular function: hydroxyisourate hydrolase activity. Bases 49 to 492 code for a protein of 147 amino acids.
AGAUCUUGUAUGUGCUGACAGUGCAUAUACAGUGGGUGUGGUCAUUAAAUGGCUUACAGACUGCAAGUGGUUUCUGGUCAUUUGCAAACUGGUGCUGUCUCAAUCAAUUCCAAGGUUGAAUCCUGCACUCGCAGCAGUAUGUCUCGACCCCCUAUCACCACACAUGUGCUAGACACUGCUCUGGGCAGACCUGCGUCUGGACUUCCUAUACAGCUCUGUCAAGUUGGUGAAGACAACACCACCUGGCAUAUCAUCGGAUCAGGGGUAACCAACUCGGAUGGGAGGUGUGGCCCACUGAUCACCAUGGAGCAACUCAAACCUGGAACGUAUCGUAUGCAUUUUGACACUGCCACAUACUUUGCAUCACAAAAUAACAACCAACCCUUCUAUCCGUAUGCUGAGGUUGUCUUCAUCAUCUAUGAUACAACACAGCACUAUCACAUUCCAUUGCUGUUGAGUCCUUAUGCGUACUCUACAUACAGAGGAAGCUAGCAUAGUUAUAUCUAUAUAAGAAUUACUGAGGAAUGUAUGAACAUUUUACAUUAAAGAAACUGUAUUUCACUCGAUCACAAAAUUAACAAUUAGUAUGUAGUUCCUUUUCUAAUGGCAUCUGCUACUUCUGAUUUUACUGAGUCGUCAGCAUAUCUCUGAUAGGAUUCGA